AUGAACCCACCAGAUUAUACAACACCGGUUGAUGAACUUCCCACAUAUAAACCAACUUUACUCUAUUAUGAUAUUGUGCUAUUGAAAAGAGAAUUAAAUUCACCUUUUGAUAUUUCCAAGAAUAGAAAAUGGGAUAUAGCUAUAGUGGAAAUUAAUUCAACUCAAUUAAAUUUAUACAAGAUUAAGAAUCUAAACAAUAUAAAUCAAUAUCUUUGGAAAUUAUUAGAUUAUAAUAAUGAUUGUAUGGAUUCAAUUGAUGAAAAAAGAUCUUUACAACAAAAAAUUAUUAAAACAGAUUCAAAUUUUACAAAUAAAUCAUUAAUGGAAUGUUUACUACUAGGGAAUUCCAAAUCAAUACCAUUAGAUAUCAUCGAACCAUAUAUUGGAACAAGAUUAAAUUCAUAUACUUUACAAAGUUGUAAAAUUGGUUCUGCAACUGAUUAUACCAAGAAAAACUAUACUUUAAGAUUAAGAAUUGAAAUUCAUCAAAUUUUAUUAUCAUUUAUUAAUAUAACAAAAUUUAAUAAAUUUUUCAAUAAUAUUUUGGUUGCAAUUGAUUUAUCAAAACCUUUAGAAUUAAGAUCUGAACCAAAAGAAAAAACUGUUCCUAAUGAAAUGUCAAGAUUUAGAAUUGAAAAUUUUCAAAAUUAUUAUCAAAAAAAUUGUAUUAAUUCAAAUUCAAUAUCAAAUUAUAGAAGAAAUACAAUUAAUUAUACUUCAAUAAUAAAUAGGGAAGAAUUAAUAAUUGAAUCUCAAAAAAACAAACAAAGAUCAAAUUCUUUAAAUGAUCUAACUCAUUCUUCAAUAUCAUCAAAUUCAAUAGAUUCUUUAGUUUUAUUAUCUGAUUCAGAAUCUUUAGAUUCAUCUGGUUCAUCUGGUUCAUCAGAUCCCAAAAUCUCAUUUAAUAACAUCAAAAAUGAAUUCAUUGAUGAAAAUUUAAUCUAUUCAUUAACUUGUAUGAAUUCAUUAGAAGCAAAGAAUGAUUGGAAAGGAAUAAUAAUAAUAUCAGGUAAUCAUAAAUCCCAAAAAUUAUCAAAAUUUCAAAAUAAUGAAAAAGAUUCUGAAUACAAGAAUAAAUUAUUUAUAAAUAAUAAUUCAUUAGAAAAAUUUCAUAAAAUUAUUUCAAAUGAUUCAAUUAAUUCAUGUAAAGAAUUUGUUUUAAUGGAUGUUGGUUUAGUUGAAGGUUAA
Molecule: messenger RNA, 1188 nt
Organism: Hansenula ciferrii
Lineage: Eukaryota; Fungi; Ascomycota; Saccharomycetes; Phaffomycetales; Wickerhamomycetaceae
Exons: 1
Coding region: 1-1188 (395 amino acids)
Source: RefSeq, a predicted model, not a curated record